AUAAUAUAUAUAUAUAUAUCUAUAUCUAUAUAUAUAAAAAUUUGCAAUGGAGAACAUUUCUCGGAUUCUUGUAACCAAGUUAGCAGAAGAUGAAUCAUCCAACUCUUCAGAUAGAGGUGAUGAAUACCAGGGACAUUCUGUUUUCUCACAGACGGAGCACAACAUAGUUGCAACUUACUUGAUAACAGCAGGAGUUGUAAGUCUGCUUAGCAACAUAUUGGUGCUAGCCAUGUUUGUCAAGUUCAAGGAGCUACGAACAGCAACAAAUGUCAUCAUUAUCAAUCUUGCUUUCACUGACAUUGGCAUCAGUGGGAUUGGCUAUCCUAUGUCUGCAGCCUCAGACCUGCAUGGCAGCUGGAAGUUUGGGUACACUGGUUGUCAGAUAUAUGCCGCUUUAAAUAUCUUCUUUGGGAUGGCAAGUAUUGGACUGCUGACUGUGGUUGCAACGAGGACUGGCGAUGAAAAUAUACGUCUGGACUAUAUCCAUAGUUUCAUACCCAUACCAAAUCUAUGCCGUGACAGUCUUUUUAAUGCCCCACCUUUUUUUCUGACAGGAAGGAAUAUGACCAAUCGUACAUACGCUCUGCUGAUCGGGGCUGCCUGGGUCAACGCCCUGUUUUGGUCCACAAUGCCUGUCAUCGGCUGGGCUAGUUAUGCAGCAGAUCCGACUGGUGCAACUUGCACAGUAAACUGGAGGAAAAACGAUUUGUCCUUUGUUUCAUACACAAUGUCUGUGAUUUCUGUGAAUUUUAUAGUGCCAUUAUCUGUCAUGUUCUACUGCUACUACAAUGUGUCUCAGACCAUGAAAAGAUAUACCAAUAGCAACUGCCUGGAAAACAUCGACAUGGACUGGUCUGAUCAGCUAGACGUGACAAAGAUGUCCAUUGUGAUGAUAGUAAUGUUUCUUGUGGCUUGGUUGCCAUAUUCAGUAGUCUGUCUCUGGGCAUCAUUUGGAAACCCACAGCAGAUUCCAGCCCCCAUGGCCAUAAUUGCUCCCCUGUUUGCCAAAUCUUCCACUUUCUAUAACCCUUGUAUAUAUGUGAUUGCCAAUAAGAACAGCCUGAUGUUGGAAUACCACGAAGCAGACAACACAUGGACUCCUGAGGAAUAG
Molecule: messenger RNA, 1111 nt
Organism: Polyodon spathula (Mississippi paddlefish)
Lineage: Eukaryota; Metazoa; Chordata; Actinopteri; Acipenseriformes; Polyodontidae
Gene: rrh
Product: retinal pigment epithelium-derived rhodopsin homolog
Exons: 7
Coding region: 47-1111 (354 amino acids)
Biological process (GO): visual perception; G protein-coupled receptor signaling pathway
Cellular component (GO): membrane; photoreceptor outer segment
Molecular function (GO): G protein-coupled receptor activity
Source: RefSeq, a predicted model, not a curated record